AUGAACGAUCCUCCACCGAUCCUCCGCCCCGUGAGGAUCCCCUCCGGAGGCCAGUCGCCUUCGAAACUACUUCGGCCCUCCAACGAUAUCCUCGUACACAUUUCUCCCGCCACUGUGGUGGAUGCGCUGGCAUCGCCUACGGGGCCUCUGAAGGCUUGUUUAGAUGGCGCUUCCAACGCGGAGUGCGAGUUUGCCAUGCAGACGGCAAUCUCAUUCAAGAAGAUUUGGGAAUGGACACGUGAGCUGAAGGAUUGGUACUGGCCGAACCCGGCUGGGCCAGCGGGCUUUGAGGUCUCGAGCGCCAGGCGGAAACUGGACUGGUUGAAGAGGUCUGACGCGGAGCCUGCAGGCCAAGAAUACGUCGGAUGUGUCCGAGCGGACGACAUCGCGCGAUACGAGGAGAGAAUCGAGGUGAUCCAGUAUGAGCUCGAGGCUCUGUCCGUGGACGACCUGAAGAGCCAUGUCAUGAACAACCAUAUCAUGCCACUAUCGAGGCCCACAACCCCAGCAUCUAUUCGGUCUGGGUUCUCAACAAUGUCGAGUUAUGUCAAGAUGGAGGAUCUUACCGCGGUGGUUACAGCUAUUGUGAUACAAACGCUUCCAAUCCUGGCCCGGCUGAAUCAGCUUCUUCGGCUCUGGACUAUCCGUCUCGCGGUUCUUCACAGAAUACCGGGGCUUUUGCUGGACUUGGAAGACGCUGAGGCCGCUUUGAGUUCAGGGUGGAAUGUCAUUGCGCCGCCAUCAAACUCGUCUUUGGACGAUGGUGGCAGCCCCAGGGGUCCCAACUUGACGCGAUCCGAUUUCAAUGUUAUGAAGGUCGUGGUCGAGAAGAAAAUCACAAAACCAGGUUCGAUAUUGGAUUAUAUGUUAGAUCGUUUGGAGGGUAUGCCGGAUACGCUACCUGAAGAGUGGCUCGAUCGCAUGGAGGCCCUUGAGCAAGGAUACGGCGAUUGGGUCGUGGCUUGUGAGCACAGGAUUCAAGAGAGUGAAUGGGGCCAUGUUAAGCGGCCAGCCAGCCAUCUGGUAGAACAGGAAGCGAGCGUCAGGACAGCAGAUGCCAGCCUCCCUGACAAAACUCCAGCGCUCCCUGCGAUUGAUGAACAGGUCUCUUCGAUUGCGCCUCAUAAGGAUGGUUUAGAGGUACCCUCUGAACUACCCAGGGCUAGAAAACUUCCUCCCCAAUCUCUGGAUGCGUCCAGCUCGCGGGAUGCUAGUGUUUCAGAUGAUGUCACCGCAGACUCGCCGGAAAAUGCUGGCAAUCAUGUUCUUAGCCCAACAGUCAAGAUUCAGCCGCCCGAGGAGGAAGUUGGACUUGGGCUGGGAUUGCGGUUGGGCUUAGAUGGCGUUCGUGAUGGCCUGGCACCUCAGCCCUCCCGAAGGCUUGCAGCUGAUAUUGCGGCUACAACCGCCUCGGAUAUGACAGACACGGAAAGACCAACUGCUCCAUUGGCACCCUCACUACAUGCGUCUACCGGCGUCGAAAAUGUAGAAGUGGAUGAUGAUAGCGACGAGCUUUCUCAUCCGCAGCCCUCGGGUCCUUCGGAGUGGUUUGUGGACCCUGAGUUUGAUGAAAUCGACGAAGGACUCCUAAGUCCUUGCGAGGAAGAGGACGAAGAACUAGAAUUGCCGCCACUCCGGAAUGAGACAAGACGCGAUAGUGUCUCGUCUAUGGGAUCGACAGUCUUGCACGAUACCUCGAUGCGUUUCGAUGGCAUGUCAAGUGACUUUCCAGAGGUUUCUGCCUCACCCGGGGUUGCCAAGUCUCGUGUCCGCGAGGCGGAAUAUAUCGAGGCUAGCCCGCCUAGUUCACCGCCAGCUCCCAAGACAAGCUCGAGAGAAUUACCCGAUUCGCCCCUUGACGAUUCCAGGUUGGACGAGUAUGACAACUAUGAUGAUUCAAUGCAGCCAAGGACCCCUGUUGAGGGCUCCUUUUCGGAAAGCUUCUUCGAUGAUUCAUAUUCAGUAUCCGAGGCAGCAAGCCCAAUCAUGCGUCGAGAGAGUCUAGGGGCUCAGCACCUUCACCAGCAGAUCAGCCAGAUCAUCGACCGCAUCCCAGCGAAGAUAAAACUGACAGAGAAGCCUCCCAUCAACCUGAACCCCCCUGACCUCCAGCUUCCCAAGCUGAGGAAGAAGCCAUCCAAGGAGCCCUUUAACAGGUCGAGGUCGAGCCUCUCAUCGCGAACAGCCUUGUCUCGAAAUGCUACACCAUCCUUUACCCUGUCUCCCGCCAAGACUACCAGGCCGAGGCAGUCAAAAGGCCAGGAUAUCAAGGUCUAUCACCUCGCAAGAUCUACUGGGGAAGCUCCUAUAAAGCUUUCCAUUCGGUGCGUUGGUGAAAGUGGCGAACGGGUCAUGGUCCGCGUCGGUGGUGGGUGGGCUGACCUGAGCGAGUAUUUGAACCAAUACGCCAGCCACCAUGGCCGCCGCUCUGUUGUAACAGAGAAUACAAAGGUGGAAGUACAAGAUCUUCCCCGGGCGGCGAGCCGUGGACCAGAUAUCGGAUCAAGCCCACCUUCCCGCUCCGUUUCAGCUCUUGAAGCACCCAUGUCACCGUUGGCUGUGCGCAAGACACGUAGGAGCGUUGGGUCGACCACCAGCGAGGCGCCACGACUUCGUCAAUCCACCCCUGGCCUGGCGUCGAGGAGAUUUGACGAAAGUGCGGUUGCUGAUGAUUCAUUCAACCGCUCCAUGACGAACUCACGCAUGAGUUGGCGCGAGGAAGAUAGCUCGUUCCUGGGGCUUGCUGGUCCAAACGGAAAGAAGGUGGAGAUGAGCGAAGAGAGCAAGGCCUGGGUAGAGAGCGUGAAAGAAAAGGUCAGGCUGGCGAGCGGCGAAAGGAGAGUGUCUGCACAGGACGAUUACAGUAAAAAUAGAUUCGGCGAGCUGGGUAA
Molecule: messenger RNA, 2891 nt
Organism: Clonostachys rhizophaga
Lineage: Eukaryota; Fungi; Ascomycota; Sordariomycetes; Hypocreales; Bionectriaceae
Source: the annotation of a GenBank genome assembly